AUGGAGCGCUUCCUCGAGCUCCUCACAUCCUUUCUCCGCGAGGCUGCCCUCUGUGCAGUGAUUGAGCUUUUCAUAUCCAUAUCCUACGAAACUCCCAUGGUCUCUGUUGGGGAACUUAUCAUAUAUCCGGUCCUCCCCAAGCUCACAACAUGCCGUCACGAAGCCGUGGUAUACUCCAUGUACGGACUCAGUUUGUAUUGGAUGUACGAGUUUUUCUGCGCAUUUUCCAAGCUGCCGCUCAGUAGUAGGCGGGAAUCCAUCUUGCGAUCUCUCUCUUACGGCUUCAUCUCUGCGAACGACUACAACCAGGGCUUCUAUGACGAUUGGUGGGACAUCAAAUAUCUCUUCGUUAUAUCUAUGCAUUAUCUCUCGAUGGUGGCUUUGUGCUGUUUCAUCGCUUUAUCGACGCUUUGCGGUUUGAUGAUUCAGUCUCACUUGCCCACAUGGAAGAUAUUGUUUCGACCUGCUAGCAUCUGCUCUGCUUGGGUUUGUGAUGUGCUCGGCUUAAUAGGGCAAGCCAUGCGUAUUGGUCAGUCGGCACUCCUAUGCUUUUUGGAUUGGUUUUUAUAUGAGGAUCCAAUAUCCUUGAUUGUCUCCUCGACAGGGUUGAUAAUUUCUGACAUAUUGUCUGCCAUUUGGGCUACCAGUGCCCUGGUUCCAACCCAAUUCAGCACUCGACUCGGUGCAUCUACAAUAAUAUCUGGAUCGCCCGACGACAGUGUCGCUUUGGCAUGGUACUGGAAAGAUGUCAUACCUAGUCAUAGCUGGAAGUCGUACAUAGUGGAAUGGCUCGGAGUCACCUUGCAGCCCUACCGUAUAGGCUUCUCAAAAUGGUACAGCAAUAGAUUCGAGGAUGACAAAUUGCACCACUUCCCAUUGCUUACGAUUCCCGUGGCAAUGGGCCUUGUGUUCUACGCCUGUAAAUUACUCUGGGAGGACAAGCCAAGAAGGCUUGUGAAGAUUGAGCGCAUUGUUGAGGAAACACUAUUGAACCACGCGGUUAUUCACGAUUAUGAGUCCCAUUUGAGUAGGUCCAUGAAUAAGACGGAUGAGUUUAUGCAAAUUCUAGCUGCUCAGUCUCAGUCACUUGCCGAUGCACUCACUCAACGCAAGAAGAUGCUCAAUCAGUAUAAAACUUUAGAAGUCGCGGUGGAGAAAUCAUGCUCCAAUGUAAGUGCUCAAGGGCAGCGAUUUCAGCAGUUCGUGAAAGAAAACAUGGCACUCCAUCGAGAGAAUGAAGACUUGCAAAGGAGAUAUUUGCGCCUCGCAAACGACUUGGAGGGUCAAAAGGAGAAGAUCCAACUUCUGAAUACUCAAUUGGCCGCCUCAAAUGACGAGAACUCCAAUCUCCACCAGCAGAAGAUUGAAUUAAAACACAAAUUGGAUUACAUGCGUGAAGCCAAAUUAGCUGCUGAUUCCAUGGUAACUGCAGCAGAGAAAAAGGCUGCCCUUGAAGUAUCCAUGCUUCGUCAGCAGAAAGCUGAGUUGAAAGAACAGUUCAACAACAUAAAUAAAGCCAAAUCAGCCGCUGAUGCCACAACAACUGAAGUCGAGAAAAAAGCUGCUAGUGAGAUAUCCAAACUCAACGAAGACAUGGAAAUGUUGCGCCAAGAAAACGCCACCAUUCAGCAGACGUAUCAGGAGCUUCUCAGAGAGCGUCAAGUUCUGGUUGAAGCCAAAUCUGUUGCUGAAGACACCGUAAGAAGCUAUGCGAGUGAGAUCGAAUCACUCAGAAUAAGUAGCCAGACCUCCCAAGAAGAGUCACAGUUCCUCCAAGUCAAGAUAGCCGAGUUUGAGGCAGAACUAAUGGCGAGAAGUCAAAUUGCUGAGGAAGCUGUUCGCCAUCUACAUACUGAGACAGCCAAUUUGAAUGAUCAGUACAACGCGAAGGCCAAGGAGCUUGAGUCUAUGAAAACUCGCGAAGACUAUACGAAAAAGGUGAACAGAAACAGGGACAUUCAGAUGAGAAAACUCCACCGUCUCAGACAGAAGAAGGUUCUAAUCAUGAAGCAUACAUUCAUGACACACCAGCAAAGACUAUCCAUGGAUAUCGAAAGUGUGCGAAAGGACAACCAGCGGCUAGAGCAUCGACUUGUUCAAUUGGAUCCUACAUUGAUCGGCCAUACACAAGUAAUCCACGACCAGCGUAAGGACAACGAGGUACAGCAAUUGAGGCAGCAGCUCCAACAGCAGCGAGCGCGGAAUCUCGUACUGGACGGUGAAGUCAAGCGACUAGAGGAUGAGAACGUGCAAUUUCGUACACGAGCUGCAGCGACCGGCCCAAGUAUGGCUAUUGAUCCCCAGCUUGAGUCUGCUUUUUCAACGUCGACGUCCUCAGCCACGCGUGAAAUCUCGGAUUCUGAUCAUGUGGUAACACUGAGAAAUGAGCUUAGAAGUAAAGACGAGGAGAUCCAGCGCCUCCAGAUCCAGCUGUCUAAUGCUAAACUGGCGAGAAAGGGCACCGGAUCAAAUCCUUUCAUGCCAUCCUCGCACGGACGCGGGCGCGGACAAGGAACGUGA
This is a messenger RNA of Talaromyces atroroseus, 2520 nucleotides long. RefSeq lists its product as hypothetical. The record is from RefSeq and is a predicted model, not a curated record. NCBI's taxonomy places the organism in Eukaryota, Fungi, Ascomycota, Eurotiomycetes, Eurotiales, Trichocomaceae. The transcript has a single exon. The coding region runs from base 1 to 2520 and encodes 839 amino acids.